Cricetulus griseus (Chinese hamster) is the source of this 670-nucleotide messenger RNA. The record is from RefSeq and is a predicted model, not a curated record. Lineage: Eukaryota; Metazoa; Chordata; Mammalia; Rodentia; Cricetidae.
AUGGGAUUCAGAGGCAGCUGUGCCUGCCACUGUGGGCCCUCAGAACACAGCGGAGCUUUUAGCCUCUGAAGAAGCAAAAUCACAACUGCUUAAGAAAGUUUCCUUGCUGGAAGAAAGGCUAGAGGUUGCGGGCCAGAAGAGGAUUAGGGGACAGUCCUAUGAAAAUAUGGUUCUUGAAAAAGACAAGUACAUCGAGAAGCUGCAGGGGGAAAUAAAAGCCUCCCAAGAGAAACUUACAGCCACUUUAAAUAAACUAAAGCACAAAAAGACAGUGAAAAAGCUACAAACUGAUUUGGCAAUAGCUAAGCAAGAGGCGGCCAUUACUGUCCUGGAACUCAAUGAGAAGAUAAAGACACUCUGUGAUGGAAAGCCUUUCCCUAGAGAGUCCAACUCAGUGGAAGUGCUCUAUGGCGGUCUCCCACCUGUGGAAGAAUGUGACAGAAAGAUUAGCCUGAUUAUGGAGCUGUCCACCCAGCUUUCCCUGCAAACUGAGAAGAUCACUCAGCUCGAAGAAGUUUUAGCAGAAAAGGAACGCAAGAUUGAGGAGCUGGUUGCUAAUCGCAGUUACCAGCUGUCCCAAGAGGGAUCAAACGUUGGAGCAGACUUACAAGAAGUCCCGGUUGAAUGUGAUAAUAGGAUCAUUUCUGUGGCCUCUGAUGAGGAGUUGUAG